GUUAGAUCCAGAUCCAUCUUCCCACACCCACAGCAGUAGUCUAGUCUAGUUGAUAGUGAGUCUUAGGAACAUCCUCGGCCGUCGGCCCAAAAUUAGUACAAACCGGUCAUGAUGCUGCUGGAGGAGCUGGAAUCCGGGGAAGAAGGAAGAGAAAAAAAAAAGCAAACAUGCAUCGAAGGAGCACUAAUUCCUCCCGGUCGGGUUUCGCCAGGGUAAAGUUGGCUUCAGAUAUGAGACCUCACAAACCGAUCGUCAUCCACAGCAACGCAUUGUACUCAAGAUACGUCUUCCAUCUUGGUUCUGGUGAUGUGUUGUCCGCGGAAACGUACAGAUCUUCGCCGGUGGAGUUGCCUGCCAGUUUUUCCUCAAGAGAGCGGGUGGGAUUAUAUUCCACCAUAGAGAAGCGAGUAGCGAACAAUUCCGAUGAUUAUAAGCCAGUAGUACUUAGCCAAUGCGCAUCUCCUGAUAGUGUGGUGUUGUUGAUGAUCAGACUGAUUGCAAGUCACGAUUGCCCCUCCGUCCGCCGUUAAGGCCCCGCGCUUGCUGAUGAACUGCUCCUCUCCUCACUGCCCGCCAAAAAAGUGGCUGGCUGCUUCCACUUGUCAAUCCAUUCCCAUCCUCCAGUA
This is a messenger RNA of Aspergillus vadensis CBS 113365, 626 nucleotides long. RefSeq lists its product as uncharacterized. The transcript has a single exon. Bases 168 to 530 code for a protein of 120 amino acids. Lineage: Eukaryota; Fungi; Ascomycota; Eurotiomycetes; Eurotiales; Aspergillaceae. The record is from RefSeq and is a predicted model, not a curated record.